Phycodurus eques (leafy seadragon) is the source of this 478-nucleotide messenger RNA. RefSeq names its product ictacalcin-like. Bases 120 to 398 code for a protein of 92 amino acids. The record is from RefSeq and is a predicted model, not a curated record. The transcript is spliced from 3 exons. NCBI's taxonomy places the organism in Eukaryota, Metazoa, Chordata, Actinopteri, Syngnathiformes, Syngnathidae. Gene Ontology annotation, molecular function: calcium ion binding; transition metal ion binding.
GAGGGAUGACGGAGGGUGUGGUGGAAGUAUAAAGCCGUCCCCGCAUCCGCUUCCUCAUCACUUCAUCCCUGCACUCUUGACUCUUCUGUACGUUCAGACGCACCGACUCAGCAAUCAUCAUGGGUGAAGUUCAGACUGCCAUAUUUUUACUCAUCGACGCCUUCAAACAGUACGCCGGCACGGACGGCGACAAGAACUCUAUGAGUAAAGCAGAGGUGAAGGAGAUGUUCAAAAAGGAAUUCGGGUUGGAGUUGGGGAAAGCCAAGGACCAGGUGGGCAUCGACCGCAUCUUCAAAGAUCUGGACGCCAACAGUGACAACAAGGUGGAUUUCCAGGAGUUUGUCUGCCUGGUGGCUUCCCUCGCUAUGUUCAUGCGUGAUCCUGCGCUCUCAAAAUAGAGCUCGUGUCUCCAAAACGCCAUCAGACACCAAUAAAGUCAUACAUCAUGUCAUACAAUAAACGCCAUUGAAAUACUCAA